GAGGGUGACCCAGCGGGUUCCUGAGGACCCUGUGGCUCCUAGAGAGAGGGGCUGGACGCCGAGCGGGUGCGGUGGCCCUGGGAAGGAACCUGGCCUGGGCUGCCCACCUUCUGCCCGCUCCCCUCCCUAUCCCUUACCCUGAGCGUCGGGACCGCGCGGCGUCUCCCUAUGAAUCUUUACAUGGAUGACAUGGCAACCACUCAGAUUUCCAAAGAUGAACUUGAUGAACUCAAAGAGGCCUUUGCGAAAGUUGAUCUCAACAGCAAUGGAUUCAUUUGCGACUAUGAACUUCAUGAGCUUUUCAAGGAAGCCAAUAUGCCACUGCCAGGAUAUAAAGUGAGAGAAAUUAUUCAAAAACUCAUGCUGGAUGGUGACAGAAACAAAGAUGGGAAGAUAAGUUUUAAUGAAUUUGUUUAUAUUUUCCAAGAGGUAAAGAGCAGUGAUAUUGCUAAAACCUUCCGAAAAGCCAUCAACAGGAAAGAAGGGAUUUGUGCUCUGGGAGGAACGUCAGAGUUGUCCAGUGAAGGAACACAGCAUUCCUACUCAGAGGAAGAAAAAUACGCUUUCGUUAACUGGAUAAACAAAGCUUUGGAAAAUGAUCCCGAUUGCAGACACGUUAUACCCAUGAACCCGAAUACUGAUGACCUGUUCAAAGCAGUUGGUGAUGGAAUUGUGCUCUGCAAAAUGAUCAACCUUUCGGUUCCUGAUACCAUUGAUGAGAGAGCAAUCAACAAGAAGAAACUUACACCCUUCAUCAUUCAGGAAAACUUGAACUUGGCACUGAACUCUGCUUCUGCCAUUGGGUGUCAUGUUGUGAACAUUGGUGCCGAAGAUUUGCGGGCCGGGAAACCUCAUCUGGUUUUGGGACUGCUCUGGCAGAUUAUUAAGAUUGGCUUGUUCGCUGACAUUGAAUUAAGCAGGAAUGAAGCACUGGCGGCUUUGCUUCGGGAUGGUGAGACUUUGGAGGAGCUUAUGAAAUUGUCUCCAGAAGAGCUUCUGCUAAGAUGGGCCAACUUUCAUCUGGAAAAUUCAGGCUGGCAGAAAAUCAACAACUUCAGUGCUGACAUCAAGCUUUUUGACUUCAGUAAUUCAGUGAAGGACUCCAAAGCCUAUUUCCAUCUGCUCAAUCAAAUUGCACCAAAAGGACAGAAGGAAGGUGAACCACGGAUAGAGAUCAGCAUGUCAGGCUUUAACGAAACAGAUGAUUUGAAGAGAGCCGAAAGUAUGCUUCAACAAGCAGAUAAAUUAGGUUGCAGACAGUUUGUUACCCCUGCUGAUGUUGUCAGUGGAAACCCCAAACUGAACUUAGCCUUCGUAGCUAACCUCUUUAAUAAAUACCCAGCACUCACUAAACCUGAAAACCAGGACAUUGACUGGACUCUACUAGAAGGAGAAACUCGUGAAGAAAGAACCUUCCGUAACUGGAUGAACUCCCUUGGUGUUAAUCCUCACGUAAACCAUCUCUAUGCUGACCUGCAAGAUGCCCUGGUCAUCUUACAGCUAUAUGAACGAAUUAAAGUUCCUGUGGACUGGAGUAAAGUUAACAAGCCUCCGUACCCAAAGCUGGGAGCCAACAUGAAAAAGUUAGAAAACUGCAACUAUGCAGUUGAAUUAGGGAAGCACCCGGCUAAAUUCUCUCUGGUUGGCAUUGGAGGACAAGACCUGAACGAUGGGAACCCAACCUUGACCUUGGCUGUAGUCUGGCAGCUGAUGAGAAGAUAUACCCUUAAUGUUCUGGAAGAUCUUGGAGAAGGUCAGAAAGCAAAUGAUGACAUCAUUGUAAACUGGGUGAACAGAACAUUGAGUGAAGCUGGAAAGUCAACUUCCAUUCAGAGUUUUAAGGACAAGACGAUCAGCUCCAGUUUGGCGGUUGUGGAUUUAAUUGACGCCAUCCAGCCAGGCUGCAUUAACUAUGACCUUGUUAAGAGCGGGAAUCUUACAGAAGAUGACAAGCACAACAAUGCCAAGUAUGCAGUGUCAAUGGCUAGAAGAAUCGGAGCCAGAGUAUAUGCUCUUCCCGAAGACCUUGUGGAAGUAAAACCCAAGAUGGUCAUGACCGUGUUUGCCUGUUUGAUGGGCCGGGGGAUGAAGAGAGUGUAAAAUAACCAAUCUGAACAGAACCAAACUUACUCACAGGUGCAUGAUUAGCAAGUCAGCUAUUCCCAGGGGAAGUGCUCAUGGCUUAAGGAAUUCUUGGUCAUUUAAAGGACUUUUUAUUUUCAUUAACAAGACUAGCUCAUCAUGACAGCAACUUCGGGGAAAGACUUUUAGUAACAAGCAACUCCUCUUUCCCUUCGAGUGGGAUCUGUUCAGCACACCUGAACAUGCUCACAGCCGACCACAUGCUCUCUCCUCCUAGAAUGUUGCCCUUGACAUUUCCUGUUGCUGUGUAAUAUCUCUCUGUAUACCGUUUCACUCUUAGGGUGUCCGUCUCUUGAGACUUCUUAGACGGGCACAUAGGAACAGUAUCAGCUUGCCAUUUUGCCUUCCUUGCUCAACCAGUUUUUGCUGGAGAACUGUGGGCAGACACCAUGUGGAUAUGAGUGUCCUUUGCUUACUUUGUAGUGCUGAAAAUCUGCUGAAGUAACUGACUGUGCAGAAUGGACUAGAAGUUUUCUCAUUCUUUUAUUCUUAAAAUCAGUAUCUUUUUACAGUAUUCUUUCUACAUGAUUAUUUUUUGUACAUUUAAGAAUAUUUUGAUGACAGUCAACAAGUCUGCUGAUUUGCUACUUUUUUUAAAGGGGCUUCAAGUCAGUAAAAAAAAAAGCAUAAACUAUAGGUGGAGGAAAAUGGACCCUACAGUUGUAUUCCCCCUUACACUCAUGCUUAAAUCAAAUGAAAUAUUUGGUCUUCAAUGAAUCAGUUCAAGACAUGCUUCUUUGUUUUGGAAACUUUAUCACAAAACUGUGUUUCAAUCUAAAAUACUCUUAAAUAUGAUGCUUUUGAGGAGAGAGUGAGAAUUUAGAUGGGGAUUUGAUAAACAAAGUAUGCUAAGUGUACAAUAGAUUUUUUAAUGUAACAAGGAGACUUGGUCACGCAAAAGGGAAAGUAUGUAUGUCAGACUCGAUGUUCUCUUCCUUUGUCAAGCUUUUUUUUGCUAUAGUUCUCAAGAUCAUUAUGUUAAUCUAACUCUGAAAAGUGAUGUAAUCUGGUAGCAACAUAGUAGUCCAAAUAAAGGCAUUUGCAUAAUAA
Molecule: messenger RNA, 3192 nt
Organism: Peromyscus californicus insignis
Lineage: Eukaryota; Metazoa; Chordata; Mammalia; Rodentia; Cricetidae
Gene: Pls3
Product: plastin 3
Exons: 17
Coding region: 169-2100 (643 amino acids)
Biological process (GO): actin filament bundle assembly; actin filament network formation
Cellular component (GO): actin filament bundle; cytoplasm; actin filament
Molecular function (GO): actin filament binding; calcium ion binding
Source: RefSeq, a predicted model, not a curated record